Paramecium pentaurelia is the source of this 4983-nucleotide messenger RNA. Lineage: Eukaryota; Ciliophora; Oligohymenophorea; Peniculida; Parameciidae. The record is from the annotation of a GenBank genome assembly.
AUGUCAUUUUUUGAAUAGCAAGGCUAAGAGCUAUAAAUUAGGAAAGCUGAUUUAGAUGAUUACGAUGAGAUAGUGUAAUUGAUGUAAGAGGAAGGUGAAGAAGAUUUACAACAAUUGUAUGCCUAUCCAAAAAUUCUAACUCUAUUUGAACGUUCCUAUUUAUCAGUGACAGUGCUUGACUCUCAAAAUAACAUCAUAGGAAAUGCAGUAUUUGAUGAUUGUCCUUAAGGUGUAACUGGAUAAGUAGACUUUAAACAUGAAAAUUUGUGGGAGCAAUGGAUUCAUGAUGGAUGGAACAUAGACUUUCAUGUAAGCUCUUUUAAUUGUCUUUGGAUGACUUUCUUCUUUCUUGGUAAAAUAUACAUUCUAUAAACAAGCUAAAAAGCGUUACUAACUCACUGAGGAUCAACAGUUACAGAUAACUAGACAAAUCUUCCAAAAAGUAUAUGAUUAUUUGAAUGUUGUCAAUGGCAUCUUUUUCUUAAGAAGAAAUGAAGCCAAAGAUGCAACUCAAUAAGAACUUGAUAUUGCCCUUGAAAAUCUCUUUGAACUUUUACCAAAGAGAUAAGAUUUUCAAUUGAAAGUACCAUCUAUCAAACUAUAUAGUUCAUGCAAGGAGUCAAUUAAAAUUGUGAAAUCUACUAUUCUCCUUCUUCAAUGGUCAUUGAUCUCUUAGAAAUUAGAAUGGCUCGUGAAGAAGAUCAUGAUGAUUUAGCUGCCAUCUUUAAUCGUUAAUCUGAUGUUCAUACAGAAGAAUUUGGUGAAUUUUUCAUUGCAGAUUUAAUUGCCACCUAAAAUCAAACAAGAAGACAAGCUAGAAAUUACAGAUCUGAUGGAAAAGCCAUAGUUGGUUAAGUUGGAGACAAAGCUGUUGGUCUAAUGAGUAUAUCAAGUGAUAUUGAGUAAAUAAAUUAUUUAAUCUUCAUAGUUAUCGUUUAUUGGGUCAAUGCUUUGAUUUAGAAGUCUUUGAUAAUCUAUAUAAAGCUGAAUAUAUGGAAGCUAUAAGAAAUAGACUAGAUUAAUUGGCAUUGGAAGAAUAAAUAAACAAAUAAAUUAUCACAUACAAGAAGCAAAUAGAAUUAACAAAAGAAGCAAUGAAAUGUCACAUUGUUGGAUAAAGACUCUAUUUACAAUAAUAUUGUUUUGAUAGAGAUUAGGAGAUUAAAUAAAAGAUUGAUGAUUAUGGACAAGAAGAUUUGGCAAAAACACUUACUCCAUAAGUAGUGACUGAUAUGAUUAAUGGAUGGUUGAAGGAUUAUUAAGUAUUCAAACCAAGUGAUCUAUUUCUUGAAUAUCCAAACUUAUUUAAAGAUUUAGAAUGCAUUACUAUUAAACCAAUUUAAAUUUUACUUGAAGCUCUUGAAUUCUUUGGAUUACCAAAGGGUUACAUGAAUGGAGAAGGUCAUUGGAAAGAUUGGGCCAAGAAAAAGGAGGAAGAAUAAAAAGCACUUUCACUUAAAAGACCAAAAAGACAAUAAAAGAAAACUAAUAAAAAAGCUAAAAAAGAAGAUAAAGAUGAGGAUAUUUUUAAACCUCCUCCUUAUUUUGAUUUGGGACCAUUUCUUUAAGCAUUUACUAAAUUUACUUCAGUUUCUGCUGAAACUAGGACAUAAUUUAGAAGAUAGAUUGAAAUGAGAGUUAAGGAAUUGAUUAUGGAAUUUUGUACUGAAAAUGGUGAGAUGGAUCCAAGUAGACAUGUAGAUUUAAUUGAAUUUCCAGAAAUAUUAAGAAAUAAAGGAUUUGAUAUAGGUGCUCCUAUGGGAGAGAAUUUGGCUUUUAUUUUGGAAUGUUUUGGAGAAUUAGAAGUUGAUAAUAGAAUAGUUUAAAAAAUAAAAGAAGAGAAGGAUGCAAAGAAAAAGGAUACUAAUUUAAAGAAAGUAGGUGAUGAUGCUCCAAAACCAGUUGAUGUUUUAUAAAAGAUGACAUCAUAUCAAGAAUUCAUUGGAGCUAUUUAGAAGUUAAAGAGAUAUGAUUAAAUGAUGUGUAGAUUACAAUUAGUUAGAUCAAAUACUAUAUAAAAUGAAGUAGAGGAGAUUAUAUAAGAAGAAUAAAAUUAAAUAGCAAAAUUAGAAGCAGCAAAAUAAAUAUAAAGAACAUAAACUGAAUAUGAUGAAUAUGUUUCAUAAUUGUAGAGUAUUGAUUAAUUGCCAGAAGUACCAAAAACAGCUUAAAAUGCUGUAGUUAUUAAUUUAUUCUGUAUAGAUGAAAGAUUUGAAUCAAGAUCAUUAGAUUUUGUGGAAAGGGCUUUUGAAUUAUUUCCAGAUAGAGAAUAUUUGGUUCUAACAUAACCAUAUACAGUUUAAGAGACUACACUUUUAUAACAUUUCUUAUAGGUUCCAAGAAAGAAACACUCAACAUUUGAACAUGUUCUUUAUAUUUAUCAUAGAAAUAGUUUAGAUUCUCAUUUGAUAGGAUUGAGAAAGUUGAAUUAAAAUGAAUGGGCUUAAUGUUAAUUUUUGGUUGAGAAUUUAUUGGAUAAGGAUUAAAUAGAGAGAGAUGUUAGAAAUGUAAAUGAUAAUGAAACAUUUAUAGUAUAUUGUAAGGAGGAAAUAAUAGGUUUGUAUUGUAUGAGAAAGUAUGUGAAUUUAUAAUAUUUGAAAUCACAUUUUUGUAUAUAGGAUCAUAUACUUAUAGUAGAACAUCCUAAACAUUUACAUACUAGAUUAUUACAUGGAAUAUUGAAUCCUUUAUUUGCAAAAUAAACUAGAUUUAUUUUAAGGGAAAUUUGUAGAUUGAUGGAUAAAACAUGUAUAAUGUUGGAAAUUCAUGAUAGAACAUUAUUACCUGAUAUUUUUUAGGAGUUUAAUUUUGUAAGAAGCAGAGCAUUUGCUCAUUUUUUAAAAUAAAAAUGGGAUUGGACAUUAGAUUAAGAUGAAAGAGAACGAAUGGGAGCAAUAUUAGAUGAUCGUGAUCCUUAUGAUUAAAAUUAGGCACCAUUUUCAUUAGCUAUGUUAACUAAGAAAUAAUUAUCAAGUGUAAAAGUAUCAAAUAAUUCUCGGAUUGUUGUUGUUGGAGCAUCAGAUACAGGAUUAUCAUUUAUUGAAUCCUUAUUAACAAUAAAAGAUAUAAAUUUUACUAAUAUUAUUCUAUUAGCACCUGGUGGAUUAUUAACUAUGCAUAUUAAACAUGAAUUCGAAAUGUUAAAAGCUAUGAGUACAAAUUAUACACUUGAAGAAUUAAGAGCUUUAAUGUUAGAUGCAAGAGUUUAAGUAGUUGAUGCUAAGAUGGUGAAAUUAGAUAAAAAAGGUAAUAGAAUAAAGAUUGAUAAAAAUGCAUUUAUUCCUUUUGAUUAUUUAAUCAUUACUGUUGGAUUAAUUGAUACUGAAUUAUAGUCAAGAGAGAAGAUAAGUUUUGGAUUAUCUAAAUCUCCAUAUUAUAAAACUGCUUAAUUUAUUAAUGGUUUAUAUAGUAUUGAUGAUCCUUAUUUGUAUUAACAUUUUAAAAGAACUGGUUUCAAAAAUAGUAAUAUAGAUUUAUUGACAAGGAAGAAGAAACCAUAAAAUAUUACAAUUUAUGGAAAUACUCUAUCUACUAUUACUUUUAUGAAUGGAUUACUUAAUAGAGGAGUACAUCCUUCUCGUAUUCAUUAUGUUAUGCCACCUAAAACAUUUCAAAAAUAAACAAAAUUUGAAAAUAAUAAAUAAAGAUAGGAACAAGAAGAUAAAAUAAUUUUUGAUCCAGAUUAAUUUGAAAAUGAUGAAGUUAAAAAUAAAGUAUUUGAUAUAAUGGUAAAGAUGGGUAUAAAUAUUCAUUAUGGAUUUACAUUAUUUGAAAUGAAAGUAGGAAAAGAAGGUUUUGGAUUAAAUAGUGAAGAUGUAUUAUAAUAAGUGAUAUUCAGAAAAUAAGCUGAUAAUUAUGAAGAAUUAAAGAUAGAAAUAUAGAGAAAGGAAUAAGAAUUAUAAGAAUUAAAGGAUAAUUCAGAAAAUAAUAUGAGUAAAGAUAUGUAUGGGGAGUAGGAAGAAGGAGAAAAUUAAUUAGAAGUUUUAGCUAGAGAAAUUGAAUAAUUAAAGGCUAGUGAAUAUGAUUAUUUAGAAUUGGAAUCUAGAUUCUUUAUUACAAGUGGAUUAAUUGAUAUAGAUAAGGAGAUAUUUAAUAUUAUUCAUGAAAAUGGAUUAGUUUAUAAUGGUAGAUUGAUUGUAAAGAGUAAUUUUUAAACAACUUAAGAAAAUAUAUUUGCUUGUGGUAAGAUUUGUGAAUUCUCAUAAAGAUAUAAACAUCAUUCUGUUGGUAAGAGUCUUCGUUUAGAUAAAUAUAAUGGAAGAGAAUUGGGUUAGAAAUUAAGUAAAUGCAUUUUAGAAUAAUUAAAUCUUAGUUAUUUGACAUCCCAAACAUAUUCUGUAGAUGAAUUACCCUAAUUAUAUAUGCCAAUAGGAUAAGGAGGUAUAGUACCUCAUAAACUUUAUUAUUAUCAUAUUAAAAAGAAUGACUUUUCAAAACCUAAACAUCUUUAAUAAUUACCAUCUAAACCUAUAUUAUCUGAUAAUUUUACUAAUGGAAAUGGACACUUUUUAUAAUUUGAUAUUGAUCCAAAUGGAUUAAUUGAAAGUGUUACUUAUUUUGGUUCUGAAGCAGUCCAUAUACCAAGUUUAUUAUAAUUUAUAGAAUUAUCUGUUAAAUAUUUAAAUAAAUUGGAAUAAAGAGGUAAAUUAAUAAAUAAUGUAUCUGAAUUUUUAUCUGAAAAUUGGGCUAUUGCAUUAUAUCAUGAAUGGUUUAGUGAAUUCAGACACAUAACUAAAAGUGAAAUGCUAAAAAAUGAAUUGAUUGAUUAAGUAUUAGAAAAGGCAUAAGAAUAUGCAAGAGAUGGUCGUUAUAUGGAUGACAAUUUCUUUGAAGAAAUAAAGAAAUUAAUUACAAGAGAUAUUGUUGAAAAUAUUUAAGUAAAUAUUAUUUUAAUAUAAAUUUUAGGAAGGUACUAUUGAAUUUAUAAGAGAAAAUUAAAAUCAUUUACCUAUGUAUUUUAUUCCAAAAAAGAAACUUAAUUGA